AAACUCCGCUGGUCGUCGCGGCCCUUCCCCCGCUCCCGGUGCAGAUUCUGCCGGUGCCAAGGCCAUGGCGGUGUCGCGGCUCGCCUGGCUGCUAGGCCGCGAACCGGACGCCGCGUGGAGAGCGGCAAGAUUACCCGUUCUUUGCCAUUCUUUGAGGAAAAUGUGCUCUCAAGGAGGAAAGCCUGAACUCAGCAAACAAUCCCUUAAGAAGCCAAAGUUACCAGAAGGUCGCUUUGAUGCACCAGAAGAUUCCACUGUAGAGAAAGAACCAUUGACAAAAUUCCCAGAUGAUAUUAAUCCUGUUACCAAAGAAAAAGGCGGACCCAGGGGCCCAGAACCGACCCGAUACGGGGACUGGGAACGAAAAGGACGCUGUAUUGACUUUUAAGCCAUAUGUUUGUUUUUUUCAGUAUCUUUUUCAAAAUAUGUAUAUCUACAUUAAAUUAUUUCCGAUUAUCUCCUUA
Molecule: messenger RNA, 464 nt
Organism: Sorex fumeus (smoky shrew)
Lineage: Eukaryota; Metazoa; Chordata; Mammalia; Eulipotyphla; Soricidae
Gene: SDHAF4
Product: succinate dehydrogenase complex assembly factor 4
Exons: 3
Coding region: 65-388 (107 amino acids)
Biological process (GO): mitochondrial respiratory chain complex II assembly
Cellular component (GO): mitochondrion
Source: RefSeq, a predicted model, not a curated record